UUUGCCGGCUCUUGUGUUUUUUCCCCCUUCAUUUUAUGAAAAUAGAUUUGUUGCGGUCUCGCGCGCGGCGGCAUAGAACGCGUGGCCGCGCGGAGCUGCGCCUGUCGCUGCACCUUUAAGGCAAUGGAGCAGAAAAGCGGCUGCAGAGGAGGAGGCGAGGGUUACUCCAUAAUGCUCGGUGGCAGGGAAGGUUAGCCAGGGACCAGAGUGAUUUGUACGGCUGCGGGAAGAUGCGUGUGCUUGUUGCUUGUUCGAUGGAGAGAGGUGGCGAAAGAAUGAGUUCCCACUACAGCUAACGCUUCAAACCAAUCUUCUUCUUUUUUUUAAUUUUUUUUUAAUUUUUACAAACCAACUUUUUACGCGUACGCAUUAAAACUGAACUUUUCUCCGGGUUCGAAUUAUCUAAGCGCAGCCACGUUAAUUGGCGCUUUAUUAUGAUUUCCACGCGCACGCCAAUUAGGAUAUAAUCUGUUAUUUUGCGCGUCGUUUCCUUUAUUUAUUUAUAUAUAUAUAUUGCAUUUAUCCAGGACUUGUGCACAUUUAAAGUAGUCCUGCGUAUUGCGUCUCCAUCCUCCGUCUCCACUCUGACUCAGCAGCAGCCCUAGCAGCAGCAGCAGCAGCCAGCAGCAGCAGCAGGAGCAGGACUCACCUGGACCGGAGCGCAAGGACCCCCGUCUCGUCCAUGCAACCUGCACAGCGUCGCGCUUAGACGCGGGGAAGGCUGCGCCAAAGCACGGUGUGGCUCUUUCUAAAGGAGCCGUAUACGCUCGGAUCAGAGCUCUGUGCAAGGAUACAGCCACCAGGAGCCAUACCUCCUCAUCCCCAACGUAAAGGAUUCAGAGAGAGAGAGAGAGACAGAGAGAGAAGGAGCGCGCACCAGAGAGAGAGAGAGAGGGAUCCGGAGAGAGAGAGAUUUUUUUAUUUUUAUGAACCAUCUCUUUCCGUUGCAUUUGACUUGUUUCAGCAAAACAAGGGGGAUUUCUGGAAGAAAGCGUGGAGUGAAAAGAAGAAGACAAAUCAUAGCUUGGAUAUUGACCGGAGCGGGGCAUGUGGAUAUUGGCUUUUAUCUUUUCCCAGUGCAUCUUGAAUGUUUUCGGUGAAGAUUUACGUUCCAGCUUAUAUUUUGUCAAUGCAUCUGUGCAAGAGGUAGUGUUCGCCAGCACCACAGGGACCGCGGUGCCCUGUCUCGCCACCGGCGCGCCGCCCAUCUCCCUGCGCUGGUACCUGGCCACCGGCGAGGAGAUCUACGACGUGCCGGGGAUCCGCCAUGUGCACGCCAACGGCACGCUCCAGAUCUUCCACAUCCCCCCGUCCAGCUUCUCCAAGCUCAUCCACGACAACAGCUACUACUGCACGGCCGAGAACCCCUCGGGGCGGAUCCGCAGUCAGGAUGUCCACAUCAAGGCUGUCCUACGGGAGCCCUACACGGUCCGCGUGGAGGACCAGAAGGCCAUGAGAGGCAAUGUGGCCGUCUUCAAGUGCAUUAUCCCCACCUCGGUGGAGGCCUACAUCACUGUGGUGUCAUGGGAGAAGGACACCAUGUCAAUCAACGCAGAGAGUGAGUCCAGCAUUCGUAUUCCUCUGUGCUACACCGUGCGCUGCAUGCAUACGCUCAACCUAUCUACAUGCAUGUAUGAAUACGCACUGGGUGGAGUUGGCCGAGGGCCAGACGGAGGGGGGGUUCUUGGUGGCGUUCAGGACCCAUACAGAGCACGAUGCAUGAGGACAGGGCUGAUCGUGUUUCAUCCACACCUGUCCCCCCCCCCCCCAGCUCCGGACGGACCCCCUCAGGAGGUGCAGCUGGAGGCCUUCUCCUCCCAGAGCAUCCGCGUCUCAUGGAGGGCCCCCAAGAAGCACCUUCAGAACGGGGCCAUCAAGGGCUACCAGGUGGGCUACCGGGAGUACAGCUCCGGGGGCAACUACCAGUUCAGCGUCAUCAGCAUGGAGUCCACGGGGGACAACGCCGAGAGCCUGGUCCUGGACAACCUCAAGAAGUACACCCAGUACGGGGUGGUGGUGCAGGCCAGCAACAGCGCCGGGACGGGGCCCUCGUCCACCGAGGUGGCCUCCACCACGCUGGAGGACGUUCCCAGCCGGCCCCCGGAGAACGUGCAGGCGUCGGCCUCCUCCCCAGAGGUCAUCUCUCUCUCCUGGCUGACCCCAUCCAAAGAGGCCCUGAACGGGAACCUCAUGGGGUUCAGGGUCAUCUACUGGGCCAACCUGCCCGAUGGAGAGCUGGGCGAGAUCCGCAACGUGACCACGGCCAACCCCUCCCUGGAGCUGGACGGGCUGGAGAAGUACACCAACUACAGCAUCCAGGUGCUGGCCUUCACCAGGGCGGGCGACGGCGUGCGCAGCGAGCAGAUCUACACACGCACCAAGGAGGAUGUUCCUGGACCCCCGGCCGGCGUGAAGGCCGCUGCAGCGUCCAACUCGGUGGUCUUCGUGUCCUGGCUGCCCCCCCUGAAGGUCAACGGCAUCAUCAGGAAGUACACCGUCUUCUGCUCCAACCCACAUCCUACGGUGAGCAGUGAGUUCGAGGCCGCGCCCGACAUCUUCUUCUACCGCAUCCCCAACCUGUCCCGGAACCGGCAGUACAGCAUCUGGGUGGUGGCGGUGACGGCCGCGGGCCGCGGGAACGCCAGCGACAUCAUCACCGUCAAGCCAAUGGCAGAGGCGCCGGCCAGGAUCCUGACCUUCAACCGCACGGUGACCACCCCCUGGAUGAGGGACAUCGUGCUGCCCUGCAAGGCCGUGGGAGACCCCGCCCCCACCAUCAAGUGGCUGAAGGACAACAAUGGAACCCCAGCGCCUGUUGUGAUUGACAGCCGACGCAGCGUCCACGGCAACGGCAGCCUGGUCAUACGCACGGUGAAAGCCGAGGAUUCUGGGAACUACACCUGCGUGGCCAGUAACAGCUUUGGGCCGGACAAGAUCAUCCUGAACCUGCAGGUCCAAGUUCCACCUGACCAGCCCCGCCUCACCGUGACCAAGACCACCACCACGUCCAUCACCCUCUCCUGGAUCCCGGGGGACAACGGAGGCAGCUCCAUCAGAGGCUACAUCCUCCAGUACUCGGAGGACAACAGUGAGCAGUGGGGGAACUACGCCAUCAGCCCCAGCGAGCGGGCCUACCGCCUGGAGACCCUCAAGUGCGGCACCUGGUACAAGUUCACCCUCACCGCCCAGAAUGCAGUGGGGCCAGGGCGCAUCAGUGAGAUCAUCGAGGCCAAGACCCACGGGAAAGAGCCCCAGUACUCCAAGGAGCAGGAGCUGUUCACCAGCAUCAACGCCACGCGCGUGCGCCUCAACCUGAACGGCUGGAACAACGGCGGCUGCCCCAUCAGCUCCUUCACGCUGGAGUACCGGGCGGUGGACUCGCCCACCUGGACCACGGCGCAGCGCACCUCGCUCACCAAGAGCUACAUCCUGUACGACCUGCAGGAGGCCACCUGGUACGAGCUGCAGAUGAAGGUGCACAACAGCGCCGGCUACGCCGAGAAGAGGGUCAAGUUCGCCACGCUGAGCUACGACGGCAGCACCAUCGCUCCGCUGGUGAAGGCGCCCAACGUGAGUGCGGGCGUGGCCAGCAGUGGCGACGGGCUGAAGAUGAUGGUGACCAUUUCCUGCGUGCUGGUGGGCAUCGUCUUCAUCUUCAUCGGCCUGCUGGUGCUCCGGAGGCGGAGGAGGGAGCAGAGGCUCAAGAGACUGCGAGAUGCAAAAAGUCUGGCCGAAAUGCUGAUGAGUAAAAACACACGUCCCGCCGAGCCAAUCAACAAGCAGCAGCAGACCCUGCGAAUGCACAUCGACAUCCCCAGAGCCCAGCUCCUCAUCGAGGAGAGGGACACCAUGGAGACCGUUGACGACCGCUCCACGGUGCUGCUCACAGACAACGACUUCGGGGAGACCCAGAAGCAGAAGUCGUCCACCGUCACCCACACGGUCCACUACCAGUCCCUGUCCCAGGCCACCGGGCCGCUGGUGGACGUGUCUGAUGCCAGACCAGGCACCAGUAAGUCCAGGUCCAAAAUUAACACCUGCCACCAGCCAAUGGCAGAUAGAUUUGACCAUUUGGCAGACCCCACCGCCCGGCGCACCGCCAAGCCCGGGCCCGCCGCCCGCAACCGCUACGCCAGCCAGUGGACGCUGAACCGGCCCCACCCGCCCGUCUCCGCCCACACCCUGAGCACCGACUGGAGGCUGCCCACCCCCAGGGUGGCGGGCUCCGUGGACAAGGAGAGCGACAGCUACAGCGUCAGCCCCUCCCAGGACACAGACCGCGCCCGCAGCAGCAUGGUGUCCACGGAGAGCGCGUCCUCCACGUACGAGGAGCUGGCGCGCGCCUACGAGCACGCCAAGAUGGAGGAGCAGCUGCGGCACGCCAAGUUCACCAUCACCGAGUGCUUCAUCUCGGACACGUCGUCGGAGCAGAUGACGGCGGGCACCAACGACUACACGGACAGCCUCGCCUCCAGCACGCCGUCCGAGUCGGGCAUCUGCCGCUUCACCGCCUCGCCGCCCAAGCCCCAGGACGUCAGCCGCGUCAUGAACAUGGCGGCGCCCAAGGCCCACAGACCGGGUGGCGAGCUGGUGCACUUGCCGCCGUAUCUGCGCAUGGACUUCUUGCUAAACCGCGGCAUGACCUGCUCGGGGUCGUCCAGGGCCACGUCGAGCGGCGAGGGCUCGGCCAUGGGCCAGGCGUGCCUGGAGCCCCAGAAGAGCCGCUCGCUGAAGAGGCCCUCCCGCAUGGCUCCUCCCACGCCAUCGGAGCCGCCGCCGCCGCCGCGGGCUAGCAGCAGGGACCCAGUGGCCCAGUGGCAGCCCGGCGCGGCCGCCACGCUCCCCCACAGGGAGGGCUCGGAGCUGGCCCAGGCCGCCAAGCUCAGCACCUCGCAGGAGUCCCUGCUGGAUUCGCGGGGACACCUCAAACAGAGCAACAACCCCUACGCAAAGUCCUACACGCUGGUAUAACAGGAGGGGCCGGGGGUGGGUUGGGAGGUGGGGAGGUCGGGAGGGCGGGGUUAGGGGGUGAAGGGCGGAGCCAAGGGUGGGGUGGGGGCGUGGCUCUGCACUCUACGCCUGAAAACACUGGACUUUACACUCAAGUGCAGUAAAGUGACUUUUCACCACGCAGGUCCUGUAUAUAUAUAUGGCCCUCUUCCUCUUCCAGGGGGAGGAGGGAUCACUUUUACUAAUCUCCUUUUUAUUUAUUUUUUAGAGCUUUCGUUUUUCGUCUUUCGUUUGUUUUCUUUUUCACUUGAGGGAAUUCACUCACGGGAAAACUGACUCCCAAGGGGAGCCCUGCCAAACUAAUUGAGUAAACAAGGGAGCGUUAUUUAUUCUAACUGUUGAUUCUUAAUAAUUAAACAGUGAUUAGUCAUUGUUAGUUGUCGGCUAGUAAUGAUUAUCGAUUAUUGAUUACCAAAUGAUUGGUUAUUAUGACCAUUGCUUCGAUGUUUUCAUAAAAAACAACGGACGUGGUUGAUUUUUUUUAUUAUUAUUAUUUUUCUGGAGUGGAAGAUGACGAUUUGGGAGUAAUUUUUUUCCUAUGGAAUACCUUUUUGAAACACUGAAUGAAAGUUGAGAGAACUCUUGGAAUGAAAGCAAUUGACACCAGUCCAAGCUGCUCUCAAAUUGUUACUUUUUUUGAAGAAAAAAAAAAUCUAUUUCCUAUGGAUGCAUGGGGACUGACCAAUUAAAAGACAAAGAGGAUUCCGACCACGGCUGGGCCAAUCCCAGUCGAGCAUUUUGUCACACUAUGAAAUGAUCCAAUGUGAAGAUUUAUUAUUCUUAUUACUAUAAAUAUAAAUAUAUAUAUAUAAAAAGAGAAAUCACUUUUAUUUGUGGAUAUUACAGGGAAUAAUUGAUUUGGUUAAUAAAGUCCUUAGUCAUGUUUGCACAUAUCUCGUUUUGAUUAGGAAAUGGAGUCUCUGUUGAUCUCUCUCUGUCUCUCUCUCUCUCUCUCUCUUUGUGUCCCAUUCUCCGAUGGUGCAAUAUGAAGAAAAGGAAAAAAAAAUAUGGAAAUAUGGAAAAAGGUUAUAUGGAAAAAUUAUUUGCUCUAUGCUGUACUGUAUUGAUGAGAAGAUAAAAAAAAUGAAGAGGUAUGUUAUGCGUGUACACACACGGGGCGGGGUGCACUCCGGGCUCUGUAUUCAGGUGUCGUGCGUUGAGUUUGUUGCUCAAGGGCAGGGGCAGUGAGCGAUGAUGACGCUGAGGGCUGACAACAAGGGAGGGUUCGGAGCCGAAAGAGCCUGCAUUCCCCGAGACCCCCCCCCAUAUCUAGAGCGUGUCCAGAUAGAGCCCCCCUACCCCCGCCUGACACCCCCUCCGCUCCCCCAACCCUCCCUAGCUCUCUCCCCCAGUAGUAGGGAGUGUCCAGAUAGAGACCCCCAACCCUACCAGCCCCCCCCCCUGACUCCCCCUCUGCUCCACCCACCCUCCCUAGCCCCCCCCCCCUGACUCCCCCUCUGCUCCACCCACCCUCCCUAGCCCCCUCCCCCAGUUCCCCCGUUCCCUCAGUGCACUAGGUAGAGUCCACGUGGCUCUCAUUCCUUCUUAGUAGAUCUACUGUUGCUGUGAGCGGCAAUGCUGCUCUACAGGGAAAUAAAUAAAACGUGAGACAAUCCAACAGAAGCCCCUCCCCCUCCCGCCACCGUUCAAACCAAACCUAAAGUCUAAUGGGAGAUACCGGAAAAAAAAGUGGAUAUUUAAAAAGCUGUUUUAGUUUUUAUUUUCUCUUAUUUUGUUUCGUCUAUACCCUGGCCUUUUUAUUGUUUGUUCUUUGUGUUUUCUGUUUCUGUUUGGAGUUAGUCCUGAUGGGAGACUUUAAUCUAAAAUGCUGUGAGGUCACUUCUGUCAGUUUCUAUGAUUACUUCUUCUAAGAUUAACUGUCUUCAUUAUGAUUCUACAUUUUAACAAAAAAAAAUGUCACUUUUUAUUUUUAACAUGAGUGUUCACUAUGGUGGCACUGGAAUAAAGAGAAACUAACACACAGUUCGAAAAUUUGAUUAAUAAAAUGGCUGUUCCCCAAAAAAAA
Gadus macrocephalus (Pacific cod) is the source of this 7036-nucleotide messenger RNA. It is a transcript of the gene dscama, whose product is annotated as Down syndrome cell adhesion molecule a. The transcript has 22 exons. Gene Ontology annotation, cellular component: plasma membrane; axon. Gene Ontology annotation, biological process: dendrite self-avoidance; axon guidance; homophilic cell-cell adhesion. Lineage: Eukaryota; Metazoa; Chordata; Actinopteri; Gadiformes; Gadidae. Bases 1048 to 4971 code for a protein of 1307 amino acids. The record is from RefSeq and is a predicted model, not a curated record. Gene Ontology annotation, molecular function: cell-cell adhesion mediator activity.